UUCUCUGUACAGUUAGAAACGAAAUAAAUUCUUCAGCCCUUUGGCUUUAACAUCGGGAAUGAUGAUAUUAUUUUUCGAUAUAUGAAAGUAAUGCUGUUCAUUUCAAUUAUUUUGUGGGAUUUCAGCAAUAUAGUUCGUUGAAUUUUUUUUAAAUGGCUAGCAUUGUAAACAGGUAAUAUCAGAGCGAGUACUUUCUAAAUAAGAAGUCCACAAGCCUUUGUGCAACCAAGCUGUCUGCUUAUUGGUGAUGUUUUGUACUUUUCCUGUUUGUGGUGCAGGAGAAAUUAUCAGCGGAAAAACUGGCGCAAGAACGGAUCAGAACCUCCCCGGUGUUUCAUAUGCAACUGUUAAAAAUCUACCAUGGAGAAUUCCACUACAAUAGUAUUUAUUCUACAAAGACUGAAUGAAACGAUGUCUACCAAACACACAUACUUUGCUGUCACUUUACUCGUUUACCUUUUUACUAUUUUCGUGAAUGUGACUUUGAUCAUGACAAUUAUUUUGGAGAGAACGCUCCAUGAGCCCAUGUUUAUUUUCCUAUGCAGCUUGUGUGUAAAUGGGAUAUUAGGUGCCUGUACAUUUUAUCCUAAAAUACUGGUAGACCUUUCAUCUGACGUGAGUGUUACUUCGUAUGAAGCUUGUCUGAGUCAAAUUUUUGUAUUAUACAGCUACGCCUGCUGCGAAUUUACUACGUUAGCAAUGAUGGCUUUUGACAGGUAUAUCGCGAUAUGCAAGCCGCUCAAUUACCACUCCAUCAUCACGCCUCGAAAGGUGAUGAAAUUGCUGAUUUUUACCUGGCUUUUAUCCAUCUGUGAAUCUGGUUUUGCGGUUGUCAUGAUAGCCAGAGUACCUCUCUGUGGAUUCUACAUCGACAAAAUUUACUGCACACUUUGGGCAGUUGCAAAGCUGUCAUGCGUGGAUAUGACUAUCAACAACGUAUACGGGACAAUUCUCUCGGUUCUUCACGUUGCACAGGUUGUGCUGAUCUUGAUUUCCUAUGUUGAUAUCGUCAAAGCCGCUGUGCGAUCGCAAGAAGAACGGAAUAAGUUCAUGCAGACCUGUUUGCCACAUUUAAUAUCAUUGGCCAACUUUUCAGUCGCAGUUGGUUUUGAUCUAUUUUAUGCUCGCUAUGGUCCCGCAAGCCGUCUGCACGCUCUCCGCAAUUUCAUGUCCCUGGAGUACCUCCUUGUUCCACCGAUUCUGAAUCCCCUCAUCUAUGGCCUGAAACUGAACCAGAUCCGCAGGAGAAUCUUUAGGAUUUGCAGCCAGAAAAAACGUACUUUAAAGUGAAUGUUUGGAGUAUACUUUGUCCAAGCUGGAAAAGCAAUAUCCCGCCUACAAAUGUUUUCAUAUAAAUUACAACAGGCCAAAAAGUAUCUCUAAACAGCUGAACAUAAGGAUUCUAAGAUGCAGCACAGUUUUAGAUAUUCCCGGAAGUAAUAUAAGCCUGUCUUGGUCUAGUGGCCUAGUUUGAUUUACAUUAUGUUUUAGUUAUAUGUAAAUUUUUGUGGUUCAUGGGUUGCGUUGCCUUCCCUUGUGUAGAAAAAGUUUGUCUUUACGGAACAUUUGGAGUUGAAAAGCCCAGUCAGAUACAAACUGGAAUGAGUCUCGUGUUUGCCAGUGUUGCCACUGAUAUUCAUAUCCACGCAAGACAGUAAAAAUAUAGAUUGAGUUUUUAAUUGCAGGAAGAACAACAGCAAAAAAACUCAGAAUGUUCCUGUGUUUCUCCAAAAUUAGCCCUUCUCUUAGAUAUUGUCACAGAUAUAACUGAAAAAUAUGUAUA
Molecule: messenger RNA, 1783 nt
Organism: Anguilla rostrata (American eel)
Lineage: Eukaryota; Metazoa; Chordata; Actinopteri; Anguilliformes; Anguillidae
Product: olfactory receptor 2B6-like
Exons: 1
Coding region: 412-1290 (292 amino acids)
Biological process (GO): detection of chemical stimulus involved in sensory perception of smell; G protein-coupled receptor signaling pathway
Cellular component (GO): membrane
Molecular function (GO): odorant binding; olfactory receptor activity; G protein-coupled receptor activity
Source: RefSeq, a predicted model, not a curated record